Molecule: messenger RNA, 4107 nt
Organism: Vitis vinifera (wine grape)
Lineage: Eukaryota; Viridiplantae; Streptophyta; Magnoliopsida; Vitales; Vitaceae
Product: putative multidrug resistance protein
Exons: 7
Coding region: 67-3918 (1283 amino acids)
Biological process (GO): transmembrane transport
Cellular component (GO): membrane
Molecular function (GO): ABC-type transporter activity; ATP hydrolysis activity; ATP binding
Source: RefSeq, a predicted model, not a curated record
AAACAUGUAGUAUGGAUUGUCUACACAAUUUUUCAUAGUCGAAACUCAGACAGUAGUCACUGAAACAUGGGAAAACUCGAUUUAGAAACACAAAAGGAUGAUACAUUAACAAGCAAACCAGAAGGAAAUGAAAAAAUAGAGAAGGAUGAUGUAUCAUCAACCAAACCUGAAGAAAGUGGGAAACCUGCAACUCCAUCUGGGUCAUUACGGUCGAUUUUGAGAUACUCGGACUGGAAGGACAUGGUGUUGAUGACACUGGGGACGUUUGGCUGUGUUGCAGACGGAUUAACCAUGUCAGCUAUGAUGCUGGUUAUCAGCAAACUGAUGAAUGCUUACGCCGUUACAUCUCUCUCCCUUGCAGACAUAGAUAAGUACGCAUUGGCCUUACUCUAUGUAGCACUUGGCAUAGGUGCGGGUUCAUUUCUAGAAGGAUUUUGUUGGGCACGCACCGCAGAAAGGCAAACUUCUAGACUGCGCAGGAAAUAUUUACAAGCAGUUCUGCGGCAAGAUGUUGGAUUCUUCGAGAGAACUCAUGGCGCAUCCAUGACCUCCCAAGUAGUCUCAAGUAUUUCAACAGACAUUCUUGUCAUACAAGGAGUUCUCAGUGAGAAGCUUCCAAAUUUCAUCAUGAAUAUAGCAAUGUUCAUCACAUCUCAAAUGACUGCUCUGUACCUCUGUUGGAGACUGGCUAUUGUUGCCAUUCCUGCACUUUCCAUGUUGAUUAUUCCAGGAAUAGUAUAUGGAAAGCUGUUAUCAGGGCUUGGAGAGAAGAUACAAGAAGCUUAUUCUGUUGCUGGAGGAAUUGUGGAGCAGGCAAUAUCAUCAAUCAGGACUGUUUAUUCUUAUGUUGGAGAGGAAAGAACAGUGAAAAGCUAUUCAGUUGCACUGGAACCGAUUUUAAAGCUAGGGAUCAAACAAGGACUGAUGAAGGGAAUGGCCAUUGGCAGCAUAGGAGUUACAUAUGCCGUUUGGGCACUACAGGGGUGGUAUGGGAGCAUUUUGGUCACUGACAAAGGAGUUAAAGGUGGCAAUGUUUUCACUACAGGAGUGUGCAUAAUAUACGGAGGACUUGCUCUUGGCAGUUCUUUCCUCAAUGUGAAGCACUUUACUGAAGCAAAUGCAGCAGCUGCACUUAUUUUAGAAAUGAUUGAGCGUGUACCAAGCAUAGAUUCUGCAGAUCAACAAGGCAAAACCAUCACCGAAGUCAAAGGUGAAUUGGUGUUUGAGGAAAUUGAUUUUGCAUAUCCAUCACGGCCAGGAAACUUAGUAUUAAGAAAAUUCAAUCUUAAAGUGGUUGCUUGCCAGACUGUUGGAUUGGUGGGUAGCAGUGGUUCAGGUAAAUCUACUGUGAUUAAUUUGCUCCAAAGAUUCUAUGAUCCUCUUGGGGGAGAGAUACUGUUGGAUGGGAUUGGCAUAAAAAGCCUUCAGCUAAAAUGGUUACGAAGCCAGAUGGGUCUAGUUGCCCAAGAGCCUAUACUUUUUGCAACCACAGUCAAAGAGAAUAUUCUAUUUGGAAAAGAGGAGGCCUCACAGGAGGAGAUAGUUCAAGCAGCUAAAGCUGCCAAUGCACAUAACUUCAUUUCACAACUACCCAAUGGAUAUGACACCCUGGUAGGACAAUUGGGUAUUCAGAUGUCUGAAGGGCAGAAACAAAGGAUUUCCAUUGCAAGGGCAUUGCUAAGAGAUCCAAGAAUCCUGCUGCUUGAUGAAGCCACUAGUGCAUUGGAUUCCCAGUCUGAAAAGGCUGUCCAGGAUGCUUUCAAUCAGGCAUCAUUAGGAAGAACCACUAUAAUUGUUGCACAUCGCCUGUCUGCACUGCGUAAUGCUGACUUGAUUGCUGUUAUUCAAUCUGGAGAAGUAGUGGAAGCUGGUUCCCAUGACCAACUUAUACAAAACAGGCACGGGCCAUACUCAGCAAUGGUGCAGCUGCAGAAAACAACAUUCAUGAAAGAUGAAAUCAUAUCAGAGCCUAAAGGAAAUGAAAGUCACAAUUCCACCUCCACCACUGAAGAAGCUGCCCCCACUGCAGAAAUAGCAAACAAAUUGAGUCCUCAGUUACCUAGUCAUCAGACAAACAGCAACCAACAGUCAGAAGAUCAUUACAGCCCCCCAUCUAUAUGGCAACUGAUGUGGAUGACAACACCAGAGUGGAAGCCAACCCUAGUCGGUUGCAUUGGUGCUCUUAUCUUUGGAUUAGUUCAGCCAAUGAGCUCUUUCUGCAUGGGUGCACUUCUAGCUGUUUACUUCAUCAAUGACCAUGAUGAGAUUAGAUCACAAACAAAAAUGUACUGUUUUGCCUUCUUAGCCUUUGCUAUCUUUGCUUUCAUCACCAAUGUCAUUCAGCAUUACCACUUUGGUGUUAUGGGAGAGAACCUAACAAGAAGGGUCAGGGAGGCAAGCCUCACAAAGAUCUUGACAUUUGAGAUCGAAUGGUUUGAUCAAGAACACAACAGCACUGGGGCUCUCUGUUCGAGAUUAUCUGUGGAUUCGACCAUGGCAAGAACUCUUGUUGCUGAUCGGUUGUCACUGUUGACUCAAGCCAUCUCUGCUGCAGCUUUAGCAGUUAUUUUGGGUAUGGUUUUAGCUUGGAAACUUGCCAUUGUAGUUACCGCUUUACAACCAUUCAUCAUAGGUGCUUUUUAUACUAGAGCAGUAAUGAUGAGGAGUAUGUCCAAGAAAAUCUUGAAAGCGCAGAAUAAGAGCAGUGAAUUAGCAAGUGAGGCUGUUGGGAACCACAGAAUCAUUACUGCAUUCUAUUCUCAGGAAAAGGUUUUGUCACUUUUUGAGGUUACACAGAAAGAUCCCAAGAAUGAGAGCCUUAAACAAUCUUGGUAUGCUGGGCUUGGGCUAUUUACCUCACAGUUCCUCACUUCUGGUAGUGCAGGACUAAUUUUCUGGUAUGGAGGGAGGCUGCUAUACAAUAAAGAAAUUUCAUAUAAGCACCUGUUUCAGACAUUUUUCAUCCUGGUGGCAACAGGGAGACUUAUUGCAGAAACGGGGAGCAUGACUGCUGAUUUAUCAAAGGGCACAAAUGCAUUAAAGUCAGUUUUUAUGACUCUAGAAAGAAAGAGCAAAAUGGACCCAGAUGAAAUCAAAGGGAUAAAACCAGAAAAGCUUAUUGGAGAUAUCGAAUUUAAAGAGGUGGAUUUCUUUUAUCCAACAAGACCAAAACAGAUGAUAUUGAUGGGUGUAAGCCUAAAGGUUGAUGCUGGAAAAGUAGUGGCAUUAGUUGGCCAAAGUGGAUCUGGAAAAUCUACUGUCAUCAGAAUGAUUGAGAGAUUCUAUGACCCAUCAAAAGGAUCUAUUGAAGUUGAUGGAAUUGACAUCAAACACUACAAUCUAAGAGCUUUAAGGUUACAUAUUGCAUUGGUAAGUCAGGAGCCCACUCUAUUUGCAGGAACCAUCCAGGAAAACAUUGCAUAUGCGAAAGAGAAUGCAAGUGAAGCUGAGAUUAUUGAAGCGGCCACUGUAGCAAAUGCCCAUGAAUUUAUAAGUUCCAUGAAGGAUGGUUAUGCAACCUAUUGUGGGGAAAGAGGUGUGCAACUAUCAGGAGGGCAAAAGCAGAGAUUAGCUCUUGCUCGAGCAAUCUUGAAAAAUCCUGCAAUAUUGCUUUUAGAUGAGGCAACGAGUGCAUUGGAUGUCAAAUUGGAGAGCCUUGUUCAAGAUGCACUGGAGAAGACCAUGGUUGGUCGGACAUGCCUGGUUGUAGCUCAUCGACUGUCCACAAUUCAAAAAUCAGAUAAAAUAUCAGUGAUUGAUGAUGGGAAGAUUGUGGAAGAGGGGUCGCAUGGUGAGCUACUUGCAAAGGGAGAAAAAGGUGCAUAUUUUUCACUUGUAAAACUCCAACAGCAUGCCACCAUGGAGAAGAGAGAGCUCAAUUUAAUUGGUAGGAACAUCGAGCCAUCCAAGGAUGAAUGACUCCAUAACCACAAGCUAAGAAUUGCUUUUCACAAAUUUCAAGCAGGUAAGCUCGAUUACUUAAUUAAGAUCAAGACAAAACUAGGUCAAGUACAUGGGAUAUUAGCUCUUCUAGUUGCACAAUAUAGAUUUUUUGUUGGACUCCCUUUCGGUAGUUUUCAUCAAUGUGAUCUACAUCUUUUUGCUGCA